This is a messenger RNA of Manihot esculenta (cassava), 1649 nucleotides long. RefSeq lists its product as uncharacterized. The record is from RefSeq and is a predicted model, not a curated record. Bases 171 to 1067 code for a protein of 298 amino acids. NCBI's taxonomy places the organism in Eukaryota, Viridiplantae, Streptophyta, Magnoliopsida, Malpighiales, Euphorbiaceae. The transcript has 2 exons.
CGUACACGUGGAUCUUAAUUAGGACGACACUCUAUUCUGCAUCUGUUUUAUGAUUUCACUGAAUCUAAAUAAAAAGCACCUCUUUUAAUUUUUAUUCGAUUUUGCUUCCCGUCGACGUAGCCAGAGAUGAAGAGACGCAACCCUCUUCCUCCCUUGGUUUGUGUCCAUCAAUGGUUGAUGUCAUUGAUCAAUGUUGCACAUGCCUAGUGUACUUAAGCAAGUGCCCUUUUUCUAAGUCAAAUUGUUUCACGUUCAUCAUGUGGGGUUUUGCUUCAAAAGCCAUCAGUGGAUCCGUCAGAUUGAAGAAUGAACUUUCAAAGAGGAGUCAAGCUCAUUCAGAAUGCUCAGAUGAUGAACCAUCCUUAAACAAUAGCAGAGAAGAGGGACUGGAAUGCCCUAUAUGCUGGGAAUCUUUCAACAUUGUUGAAAAUGUGCCCUAUGUUUUGUGGUGUGGCCACACCCUGUGUAAGAAUUGUGUGCUAGGGCUGCAAAGGGCUAUGGUGAAACUUCCUACCCUCCCAAUCCAGCUUCCAUUUUUCAUUUCUUGUCCCUGGUGUAAUCUAUUAUCUUUCAGAUUGGUCUACAAGGGACACCUUAGGUUUCCUCGGAAGAACUACUUCCUACUCUGGAUGGUUGAGAGCAUGAAUGGUGAUAGGUCAAAGUCAUAUUUCUCGUUUCGUGGGGAGCAUCAGCCUGUUGGUUCUUCAAACAGAAACCAAGCUAUGGGAAAUCAAGUUACUCAUGUGAGCAACAGGCGAGCCCCAUACUCUCGUCCUCCAGAACAAGCAGCAUCUAACCAUGACGAAGAUCGUCUUAGCAUUAGAUACUUCAAUGCUGAGAGACUUCAGUUAUCACUUCGUAAGUCAUUGGUUUUCUUUGUUCACUUGACAGCAAAGUUUCCAUUGAUUGUCAUAUUUCUCCUGAUUGUUUUGUAUGCAAUACCGGCUAGUGCAGCCAUCUUGUCACUCUACAUCCUUAUCACCCUUGUAUUUGCUCUCCCUUCUUUUCUUAUCUUGUACUUUGCCUUACCCAGUCUGGAUUGGUUGGUUAGAGAAAUAAUCAAUUGAGUUACCACUCUCCUACAUGCCAGAUGUCAGAAAUUUGUGGCAUUUCUCUUAUUGUCAGUCCAGUUACAUGGUGCAAUUUGACGACUUUCCCUCUAUUAGAUGCUGACCAGCUUAUGGUUUUGGAAACCAUGGAGCUCAACCCGAAGUUCUUCAAUCAAAUCACCUUUUUCUUCAAACAAAUUUUAGCAUGUGGCAAAUGAGUUGAUUGCAGAUGUUAGAUUGAUUGAGAACACUGUUGUUCUGUAAUUUCCAAAUUUUGGUGAGCAAUCAAUGAUCUCUAGUAGAAAUAUGAUGAGGAUGUAUGGGUAUUAUUCUUCUGCAGUGUAGAUACAUGCGCCUUGAGGCUCUUGCAAGAAGACUUGGUGUUUAUAGGAUUGUCCUUGUUUUGUAUGUGGAGAGUAAUGAUUUUCAGUACUUUGCUAUAUUUUGGAACUUUGAUGAACCAUAUAUAGAAUACUCCGAUUUGGUCUUUGUAGUUCUGGUAUGGAAUUCCUUUCCCAUAUAUGUCCUUAAAGUACUCUAGGGAGAUUGUAUGUGCUCAUUUCAUGAAGCAUCAGUAUAAAACAUGUGUAUGUUUGUUUA